AUGACAACGAAUAGUAGCAACCUGAAGCUAUCUGGAAAUAUAAUCAGUCUGACAGGCAAACAAUCACAACAACCGCACAACCAACAGCAGCAUCAGCAGCAACAGCACCAACAGCACCUCCACCAGUUACAACAGCAGCACCAGCUUCAGCAGCAUUUACAGAAGCAGAAGCUGAAGCAGUCGCAACUUCAGCAGCAGCAGCAGCAGCAGCAGCACGCCUUGGGCAGUGUGGCACCAAGCUCGGUGGUGACGACCACCACGCUCUCGAACGGAACGGGCCAUCACCAUCCUGGCGGCGUGUUCACGUCGGCCGCCAAUGGUGGUGGAAUCGUGAAGCCCGCCAGUGGCAUCCCCUCCAACUCGUCGUCGUCGUCGUCGCCCUCGGUGCAGAACGGAACCGCUCUCCCCGGGAGUCACAUUCCGCCGCGUUAUCAACCUCCGCCCCACCCACCGGGCGGUAUCCUCAAGAACGGCUACACCAACGGGCAUCUGAAGACGUACCCGCGAGGAGCGGAAAUCGGUGGCCAGAACGGUGGACCGACGUUCAACGGUGCGAAGGGACCGGGCGGUGGAUACGUCGGUGAUAACCUGAAGAGGCCUCCGAAUCCUUCGCGGUUGCUCGCACCCCGACAGCACAUUCGCUUUUCGAACCUUCCGCCGCUGGUGAACGGUGGUAGCGGGACGACGGCAGCACUUAGUCAGCAAUCUCAGUCACAGCAGGCUGCGGCGAUUGUCGCACAUCACCAGCAGCAACAGCUUCAAGCACAUCACCUUCCGGCACCUCACACGCGGCUCAGCUCGGAGUCUUCCUCGGAGGAUCAGACGACCAGCUCGACUAGAUCGUUGCAGGCGCACCUGGCGCACGCCAAGCCGCCCCAGCAGCAACCGACCGGGCCCUCCGCCAGCCACCUCCACCAGACGACGGCGAUAGUGCACCACAGCAACAGUCAUCAACCGGUGAGCAACAACCCGAGCAACGGUCCGAGCAACGGCGUCCCGAACGGACAUCCGCCGACCGGACUCGGGCUGGUGAAACCCUCGCAGCCAUCGCACCUGCCCACGGCGACGUCCACCGUAGCCCCCUCCGCUCACCCGAUCCACGCACUCCAGCAUCCGCCUCAGUCACAGCAAUCAGUGCAUCAGCAACAACAACAACAGCAGCAGCAGCAGCAGCAAAACCAACAGCAAGAGAUGUUGAAGUUCGUCCGGAAAGCCGAGUCGGAGACCUCGUCGACGCCGACUUCCUCGAGUGGCGGCGGCGGUGGUGGCGGUGGCCGGAUCUCGGCGCUCGAGCAGAACCGACACUUUCAGAAUCUCCUCGCCGAGCUGCGGGCGCUGAAAGAGGCUAAUCAGCGGUUAAGUGACGACAAUCAGGAGCUGCGCGAUCUCUGCUGCUUCCUCGACGACGAUCGGCAGAAGGGCCGGAAGUUGGCCCGCGAGUGGCAACGGUUCGGACGGUACACGGCCAGCGUUAUGCGGCAAGAGGUGUCCGCCUAUCAGACGAAGCUACGGCAGCUGGACGACAAGCAGCAGGAGCUGAUCCGGGACAAUCUGGAGCUGAAGGAGCUGUGUCUGUAUCUGGACGAGGAGCGAAACAACACGAACGGUCGCACGGCGGUGGUCUGCACGAGCUGCGGCAACUCGGCCAACGCCGUGCCGCUGCGGGACGAUGGCGAUGGAAGCAGCUCCAGCACGAACGCCGACGAAACCCUGCACAACAUUGGCCAGUUUGGACGCAACGGAAUGGAUCUUAACAUGCGCUCCACGCUGAGCGAUCAAACGUUGCAGUACGUCCGAGCGCUGGAAUCGCGAAUACGGCAGCUGGAAGAGGAACGGGCAGUGGUGUUGAACAACUCGGCGGCGGCGACAACGAACGGCGGACAGGUGACCUCCGGUACCGAUCCCAUUUCCGGACGACCCGAGGCCGUGGUGCGCGCCCUCCAAGUGUUGGAAGUGCGCGAGCAGCUCGAACGGGAACGGAUCGGCAAUACGCCACCGGAUCAGCUGGACGACGGCGAGAAGGCCCUGGUGCGCGAGAUGUGCAACGUGGUGUGGCGCAAGCUAGAGGACGCUCCCAAAGCCGGCAUCGACCAGCACGUUUGAGAGUCGGGAAGGAGCGGGCACAGGAUGGUUGAAGGGAUCGGGUGCGUGACUUGCCGGAAAUAUUGAGGUGUGAAGGUGGCGAGAUAGUUAUGUUCAAUAUCUUCAUUUCUCUACGGCCGAA
Molecule: messenger RNA, 2224 nt
Organism: Anopheles coustani
Lineage: Eukaryota; Metazoa; Arthropoda; Insecta; Diptera; Culicidae
Product: methylcytosine dioxygenase TET-like
Exons: 4
Coding region: 1-2103 (700 amino acids)
Source: RefSeq, a predicted model, not a curated record